Messenger RNA from Limanda limanda (common dab), 1565 nucleotides. RefSeq names its product aminoacyl tRNA synthetase complex interacting multifunctional protein 2 (gene aimp2). The record is from RefSeq and is a predicted model, not a curated record. NCBI's taxonomy places the organism in Eukaryota, Metazoa, Chordata, Actinopteri, Pleuronectiformes, Pleuronectidae. The coding region runs from base 119 to 1090 and encodes 323 amino acids. Gene Ontology annotation, cellular component: aminoacyl-tRNA synthetase multienzyme complex. The transcript has 4 exons.
GGUGCUCCUGGUCCCUGCUGCCGUCUGUCAACACCUCUCAGCCCCGGAGGAAGACGCCUGUGUGCGGGACCGUGAUUUGAACAGUGUCUCAGUGUCAGGUGUCCGCCUGUCCUCCGCCAUGCCCAUGUACCAGGUAAAGUCCGUCUGUCCCGGGGACACUAAGGUUGAUUUACCGACCUGCAUGUACAAGUUACCGAAUGUCCACGAUCAGCAGGGCACCGGCUGCCCCUCCGAGCACAUGCUCCAGAACGGCGAGGUGGACCCAGCAGUCAAAGCUCUGGAGGCUCGGCAGGAUGAAAUUAUGAGAAAACUGUAUGAGUUGAAAGCAGCUGUGGACGGCCUGGCCAAGACUGUGACCACCCCCGAUGCAGAUCUGGACCUGACAGUCAGCAGCUGCCUCUCCUCCCAGACCCUCAGCUCCGCAGCCUUCCAGGGCACCACAGACCUGGACUCGCUACUGGGCAAGGACCACGGCGCUCUCCGAGACAUCGUCAUAAACGCCAACCCAGCUCAGCCCCCUCUGACCCUGCUGGUGCUCCACAGCCUGCUGUGUCAGCGCUAUCGGGUUCUGUCCACCGUCCACGUCCACUCCUCAGUUGCCGACGUCCCGUCACAGCUCCUGUCCUGCCUCGGCCCACGCCACCAAGACAGCUAUGCGCGCCACCUGUUCCAGCUGGGCUUCACACUCAUAUGGAAAGAUGUCCCCAAGCUGCAAAUGAAGUUUAGCAUCCAGAACAUGUGUCCCAUCGAGGGUGAAGCCAACGUGGCACGCUUCCUCUUCAAGCUGCUGGCGCCCUACCCCAGCGAUCCCGCCCUCGCCACCAUGGUGGACAGCUGGGUGGACAUGGCUUUCUUCCAGCUGGCAGAGGGCAGUGCCAAGGAGCAAGCUGCUGUCCUGCGGGCGCUUAACUCCGCUCUGGGCCGGAACCCCUGGCUGGCCGGGCCGGAGUUCUCCCUGGCUGACGUCGCCUGCUAUUGCUGCGUGCUGCGAUGUGGCUCGGCCUCCUCCGCCCCCGCUAAUGUCCAGCGCUGGCAAAAGUCCUGCGACAACCUGGGCCACUUCAGCCCGGCCAAGGCAGUCGUGCAGUGACUGGUGCCGUCCCAGGAGCAGACACCAGAGACGGUGUCCUACCUACACAAGCAAAGUGAGAGAAAGGCUUCAGAAUAUUAAGAUAUCCAAGCCAUGUCUGGAAAGCUUUCUAAUGCUUCCCUCCUUAUUGUAUUAUAUCACUGAACUGACAGAGACUCAGUGGAAGCAAAAUGGUUUAUGGGUAAAGUAACUUAAAGAGUAUUUGUCUCUGCCAUGCUGCUUUUAUAUCACAAGAGAUCCUAUGCUACUUUUGCAAGGGAGGAAGCAUGAGAGGACUGUAAAGACAAGGGCUUGGUGAUGGAUUAAAUCAAAGGUACUGACUACACCUUCCACCCACUUUGUGCCUAACAUGAUCCUGUUCUCAAUGUGUUUGUGUGUGUUAACGUGGUGGCGGGUAUUACUGGUUUGUUUUCAAAAGUAAUACUUUGUACCAUUUGUUUUCCUGAAGCAAUUAAAACUUCUACUUUGGAUCAAA